AUGUAUAAUCAAGAAGAUCAAUCUGAAUAUUCCAGCAACUAUGAUGAGCCCGAUUGGGAAUCGGAUGAAGAAGAUUCAGAUGCCAAUGGUGACCACAUACCAGAGGAAACGGGAGUCCCAACUGGUCGUUUGGCCAAUUGGGUAUCGAAUGAAGAAGAUUCCGAUGAGGACAAAGGAGACGAAAUUGACGAUGUGACCGGCAAGAAAGUGUUUUUCCUGCCGACCGGCAAUGAAGUCACCUUCAUAGACCACGACUGCACUUUAGACUCGGAAGGUUACCCGCUUCUCCCAAACGGUAAAACCAUCUUUGUCAAGCCGCCCGGAGUUGAAAUCACAAAUUGGGGUGAGGUCGGGUAUACCAAGAAAGUUGGGACGGAGUUUCGCUCGAAAGGCCUAUGGAAGCUCAGAAGAGUGAACUGCCUUGGCGUCAUCCGUUGCGACCAGCCCGGAUGUCGAUGGGCAGGGUCGCCUCCUACCGGGCAGAUUUGCAUGAAGACUUGGUUGGAGAAGCACCCUAAAUGCCGAGGACUGAAUGGCAAGUGUCCUGGUCAAGCAAGGCACGUCCCCUGCAAGAACACAAUUGCCCGAUUUGAUACCAACACCGAAACUGGUUGGUCGAUUCUCCGACAUUACGGUACUCACAAGCACCCAUGGCCGGAGGCAAAGAAACCCGACAAGCUCGCCAAAAAAAAACUCAAGGCCGAGAUAGCGAAGAACCCCAAGGAGGGGGCUUUCUCCCUCAAGAUUGGAAAGCCUAGCGCACCAAAGGAUCCCUUUGACAGUGUGCUCAAGAUACACCCGUCAUUGGCCCAUGCGGAUCAACUGCGAUAUCAUCGGAGGCAGAUGCUGACGGACCUUGGGAUUGUUCCUGGGAAAAAGGGGGCUAACAUCGACGACAAGUUCCUGAUUGAUAUGUUCCAAUGGAACAAAUGCGGCUUGAGGAUCAUUUCGGCUGGAUUCCAGGAGGAUGCCGAGCACUUCACCUUCCAAACUGAGUGGAUGGCCAAGCGACUUGUGGCUCGCGAUAUCGACCACAAGGUUUACAGCCAGGGCCUUGUGUCCGAUGUCACAUACCGUUUCUUCCUCAAUGGAUAUCUUCUUUCGACCUCAAUGUUUUGUGAAGAAUUAUCCAGAUGGAUUCCGGUCCAGCUCACUUGGAUCCGUGGUCUAUCCGAAAAUUACUACAAAAUCCACUUCGCAACGCUCUUUCGCCAGUUCUUGAAGCCUGAUAUCACCAAAGAGGAGCGUGAUGUCCUUGUUUGUAACGUGGUGGACUUCUCGGCAGCCCAGAGGGAGGGGUUUGUGGAGGCUUACUGGGAAGUAUUUGGGAUAUGUGAUAAGAAGAUAGUACUAGGGAAACUUCAAGGAUGUCAUGAGCAUUUUUGGGCUCAAGUAACUCGGGUCAAGAAAAAUCGUCACAUCGUGAUGCCCGAUGAGGAGAAUCUUUUUCAAAGCAUGUUCCUGGCCCUUAUCAAGGAACCAAAGAAAGACGAUCCAACUCAUGAAGAGAAGAUCGAUGAAUUGCGCCGACGUUUCCCAAAGGCCCGGAAGUGGUUCGACUGGUGGACAAUGGCCGACGUGGAGGCUAUGCUCUUUCCAACCCGUCGGGCGCAAGAGGAGGAUGGCCCCGAACGGAGUGGACAGCCGACUUUAACGACAAAUGCGCAGGAGAGCCUCCAUUGGCUCUACUACAUGUUCAGACUUUGA
Puccinia graminis f. sp. tritici CRL 75-36-700-3 is the source of this 1707-nucleotide messenger RNA. RefSeq lists its product as uncharacterized. The record is from RefSeq and is a predicted model, not a curated record. The transcript is spliced from 7 exons. Bases 1 to 1707 code for a protein of 568 amino acids. Lineage: Eukaryota; Fungi; Basidiomycota; Pucciniomycetes; Pucciniales; Pucciniaceae.